Molecule: messenger RNA, 2093 nt
Organism: Cantharellus anzutake
Lineage: Eukaryota; Fungi; Basidiomycota; Agaricomycetes; Cantharellales; Hydnaceae
Exons: 5
Coding region: 238-2040 (600 amino acids)
Source: RefSeq, a predicted model, not a curated record
GUUAGCGGGAACGCCGAGGAUCUCAAGCAGUUGUGCGACGUGAUUCAGCAAGCGAAGGACUCGGUGUUUGAACCCCUCCAGACGUGGAUUGGAAAGAUCCCUCCUGAGCUUGAAACCCUAGUGGAGGAAUUCCGCGUAGCUUUGCAAAAACAGGUCAAGGACAUUGAAACAGUCCAGAACAAACAUAUCGUCGAGAAGACCGUCCUAGCGUCCGAGAUAACACAGCAGAUAACCAACAUGAAGAACUGUCUAAAUAAUGCUAUUCAUCGAUUCGAGUUAAGAUCAUUGACUUUAAUUCUGCUUCGUACCGAGCACUCAUCAGUUCAAUCUGAGCUAUCAAGACUUCGCCGAGCCCCAGCCGAGCACAAUUUAGUGAAGAGCAAAUCGGAGUGCCUUCCAGGCACGCGGGCUUCGAUGGGCUCUCCUGGAACAGGGAAAACUGCAAUUUCUAUGAGUGUCUCAUCUACUCUUGAGGAACAGGGUACUCUGGCCGCCUCAUUCUUCUGGGAUAAAACCCGGACAGGAUCGGGGUUGGAUUCUCUUGAACUAUUCCCCUCUACCCUUUCCCGCCAACUUGCAUCCUUCAACGAGGACUUCAGAUUGUCGCUCGUCAGACGCCUUCGGCAACCAGGUUUGGAGUUAGUUCAGGAUUUCCCCUUGGGAAAACAAAUUAAAACUCUGAUAAUCGAGCCGAUGCGUGACCUGAAGGACAUUUAUCCUCCAGGUAAGGAUCGCUUGGUCAUCGUCUUGGAUGGUCUCGAUGAAUGCGGGAAUCAGGAGACACUUAAGUCCUUGAUGACGCUAGUACUUGCCCUUGAGGAGCUGCCGCCAGCAUUUGCUGUGUUUGUUAGUUGUCGUCCCGAGCCGGGAGUCAUUUCAGCUUGGUCCAAGGCUCGAAAGAAGGGACAUGUCAUACCGUGUGAAGAUGUGGACGAGAUCGUAAAGGAUGAGGCUUUCUACACUGUGCGACGUAUGGUGGUUGACGGCCUUCAGGACCUCAUUAGUGAAUCUUCGUGGCAACCAACAGAGGGGGAACUCAAUGAUUUUUCUCAGGCCUGCCGUGGGUUACCUGUUGUGGCAUCUAUCCGGGUUCGCGAUGUUGGCCUACAGACUCGGCGUGGCCGCACCCUACAAUCGGCGUUCCGGAACCUGCUCGAUCUCUCUGACAUGCCUGCCGACCUUAGCAGGGAGUACUUGCGAGUCCUUCGACAAGCCUAUGUGCUGGAUUUAUCUGAAGUUCCCUCGGAUGUGGCCAAGAAGUACCGCUUGGUGGUCGGGGCGAUUGUUGUGGCACGUGAGCCGAUGAAUGUGUCUUUCAUGUCGCAACUUUUUGGGAUUGGCGAGGAUGAGAUCCGGGCGACAUUGGAACCAAUCAGGGCGAUCAUAAAUCUUCCCUCAGAGAACACAGAAGAUGUCACCUUCUAUCACGCAACGGCGGAAGAAUUUAUAAUGGGGGAUCCAAUUGGUGAUGAGAAGGAUAAAGUAUUUUUCAUCAAUGACGUAAAAGGGUAUGGGUAUUUCCUUGGACUUCCGCUCCUCAAACUUUUCAACAGUUAUUGUGAGCGGAACACAUUUGGGAUACCUGCCGAUCCUCCCUUCGGAGAUGAAAGAAAAUGGGAGGCAUUUAUGGCGAAAAAGAUGGAUUAUCGCCGCUGCUUUCACUAUGUUAUUGAAUACUUACUUCAGCAUUUGGACCCUUCGCAACUAUUUUCACAAGAGCCCAAUGAGUUACAAAACGAGUUCAAUACUUUCAUUACACGAAACUACAUGUUGACAUUCAUGCAGUUGCAAAACGAAGUCGGCUAUCCCGAACCCCUUUCAUUUCCUAAAGAAUUACUUCAAUUCCAUGUAAGCGUUGACUGUUCAUCUGAUGCUUUUCUGAUGUCAUAUUCGAUAGAACCACGAUUUGAUCCAACUUCUGAGAGAGUUGGGUCCAGUCGCUUUCAAUGUCGGGUACAAACCAUGGCAGCUGUAUCGAUCAGAGCUUCCUUUCACGCCACUCUCAUCGUUCAUCCACAAACAAUAUGGCCAUCUGUCUGAUCCUGUCCGGAUGUUCUCCAUUUUUGGCAAGUAUUUUGGUGGCACCAUCCCAC